Diaporthe citri is the source of this 2523-nucleotide messenger RNA. RefSeq lists its product as uncharacterized. The record is from RefSeq and is a predicted model, not a curated record. Gene Ontology annotation, cellular component: nucleus; Cul8-RING ubiquitin ligase complex. The coding region runs from base 1 to 2523 and encodes 840 amino acids. The transcript is spliced from 4 exons. Gene Ontology annotation, biological process: double-strand break repair; DNA double-strand break attachment to nuclear envelope. NCBI's taxonomy places the organism in Eukaryota, Fungi, Ascomycota, Sordariomycetes, Diaporthales, Diaporthaceae.
AUGGCCGCGCAGAACGGUGGCAAAUCUGCCGAACAUUCAUUGUUCGACGAGUGCUCACUUGCAUUUGUACCAAGUAGCACUCUGACUCAAAGCACAAUCGACUUGUUGAAAGAAACUGUCGAGAAGUAUGGCGCCGAAGUCAUUGAUCUUGGUGAGGACGGCUCGGUCUCGGUCUCAGAGUGCACCCACAUUAUUGCCGAUACGAUCGACUUCCCAGAGUAUGAUGAGGCUAUGGCAUUGAUGGUCCCUGUGGUGGUGCCUGGGUGGGUCAAUGCCUCCCUUCACAAGGGCCGCCAGGCUCAGAUCCGGCCAUAUUCCCCGGACCCGCGUCUGAUUUUCUCCAAUGUCGUCUUGACAUGUGAUGAGCUCCCAAUCACCGACAAGGGAGACAAUCGCUGGUUCGAUGACUGUUUCCGCCUGGGCAAGAGGAUAGACGAAGGCCCCUACUUGCUUCCAGACCCCGAGAUCCUGCGAUCGGGCUACAACGAUGCCGUUGCCAUCCCACCGAGCCAACACCUCGACGGAGCAGCGUCAGCUCGCCCCGAUCGACCGCCGAUGACUGCACAUUACCAAGCAGGAGCCCGCGAAAAGCUGACUGUCUUCCAGGACAAGAGUGUUGUCUUGUCGUGGGACCUCGGCAUCAACGAAAAAUUGCGGAAGACCUUGCAAGGCCUCAUAGAGAAUGGAGGAGGCACAGUGGUUGACACGGAGAGUGAUUGCGACUGGUUCGUGUGCCAGUACCGCGACGGACCUGAGUAUGUCAAAGCUGCUCAGCAGGGUAAGGACGUCGGAAAUCUGGCCUGGCUUUAUUACCUGAUCAUGCACAACCAAUGGACGAAUCCACUGCGGCGUCUCUUGCAUUAUCCCGUUCCUAAAGAGGGUAUUCCGGGAUUCCGGGGACAACGGAUCACACUUUCCAAUUACGGAGGCGAGGCACGCAUAUACCUCCAGAACCUGCUGAGAGCUGCCGGUGCAGAGCCCACCGGUUCCAUGAGGCAAGACAAUACACAUCUUAUUACCGCGCGCAAGAGUGGCGAAAAGUGCGAGGCCGCUGCUGACUGGCAAAUACCUAUGGUCAACCACCUGUGGCUCGAAGAGAGUUACGCAAAGUGUGAGGUGCAGGCCCUGACAGACCCUCGCUAUGUCCACUUCCCUCCACGGACGAAUCUAGGCGAAAUCAUUGGCCAGACCUCAUUCGACGAGUCGAGACUUCACGAGAAGUACUACCCGGGCGGAGACGACGACAUGGAUGCUGUGGCUCGUCGCAAGAGAAGGAUCCAAGACCUGGUCAAGGAGAAUGGAGCUACCCAUGGUCCCGCUGCUGGAUUAGUAGUCGGGAGACAGAAGCACCCAGAGUUCGACGUGAUGAAGGAUGAUGAGGCCGAGUACGCUGUGAAGACAACCAAGACGUUUGGCGUGCCAGCGCCUCCGAAGACCAAGACAAAAGCACAGGCAAGUGCCACGCCGGUUAGAACGCGACGUGCACUCGGUGGCAAGGAGAAUGAUACAUCGUCUGUCUUCUCGAGCGGCAGCCGCAGUGCCAAAGCCUCGGCACUCAGCAAGUUGCACAACUUGGCGCCAGAUAUUGCAUUAUACGAAAAAGAGCGAAAACGGAAAUCCUCUGGAAACACACCUUUCGGCGGUAAACGUGCCACGAACCUCUUUGAGCAGGAACGAGAAAAAGAGCGGGAGAAGAAGGCACAGGAGAAAGCGCGAUCUACAAGCCCUACACAUGAUCGGCCAGACGAGGAUGAGGACGAGGAAGAGGAAGAUGAAGAGGUGGAAGAGAAGCGGCCAGCCAAGAGGCAAAAGCCCUCGCUACCACCCGUCGACAUGCGCAUCAUCUUAACGGGCUACCAGGGUUGGCUCAACAACCUGAAGAAAGAGGACGCAGACAAGCGGAAACUGCGUAGCAUGGGGAUCCAGAUCGUACAUGAGAAUGCGGCAUGUGACUAUCUCGCCGCACCGCAUAUGGUGCGCACCAUUAAAUUCCUCCGCGCCCUAGCCCGUGGCCCAGAAGUCAUCAAUGCUAGCUUCAUCGAUGCCUGCCUUGAAGCUGGCGAGCGCCUUGACGUCAAUGAGUACAAGCUCAAAGACAAGGCCAACGAGGCCAGGUUCGGAGUCAAGCUGGAGAAGUCCAUCGCAAGAGCACGCGAGAACAAGGGUCGGCUGCUGUGGGGUGUCCCCAUAUAUUGCACGAAGGACAUCAAGAGCGGCGCCGAGAGCUAUCGGCCGAUUGCAGAGGCGAAUGGCGCCAUCUUCAAGACGUACACCGGACGGGGCGCGUCCACCAUCAAGCCCACCAAAGCAGACGAGGAUUCCCAGGGGCAGGAGCCGGUGUACCUUUUGACGUCGGGUAGUAAGGCGGAGCGGGAGCUUUGGCCGAGGUUCGAGAAGAUGGCCAGGGACGGAAACAUGGAACCGAGGGUUGUGUCCUCGGAUUGGCUGCUGCAGGUGGCCAUGAGCCAGGAGUUGAAGUUCGACAAGAAGUACCUCGCGACAAGGUUCUUCAACGGUAACUAG